Messenger RNA from Etheostoma spectabile (orangethroat darter), 1957 nucleotides. RefSeq names its product surfeit 4, like (gene surf4l). Gene Ontology annotation, biological process: Golgi organization. Bases 445 to 1257 code for a protein of 270 amino acids. The transcript has 6 exons. Gene Ontology annotation, cellular component: endoplasmic reticulum-Golgi intermediate compartment; membrane; endoplasmic reticulum. NCBI's taxonomy places the organism in Eukaryota, Metazoa, Chordata, Actinopteri, Perciformes, Percidae. The record is from RefSeq and is a predicted model, not a curated record.
UUUUUUUUUCACUUGGGACCAUUUUUGUUGCUUUUUAUUUUUAUUUUUUUAUAUUUACACAAGAUAGACAUACAGGAAACAAACAAAAAAACAUUAUGACCAUGAAAUCAUCUGUAGUGUUUCUGAUGGGGGUGAAACGUCACAGCCACACAUGAUUAAUGUUUUGAUUUUUUUGUUAUAUAUUGUUAUAUUAGAGAUUUAAUUUAAAAAAAAAAGAAAAGAGAAUUUGUACAGGCACUCUGCGUACACGUGGCAUGCCUCACCUUGUCGCGUCCAGAGGGGGCGCUGUCCCCGCUAAGCGCAGAGGAUUGUGGGAUAGCAGGAGGCAGUAGCGGAGCAUCACCAUCACCACCGCUGCCGUACCGCGGGACUCGUCUCACCGGACUUUAACCUGAGCUGGGAGCCGUUUCUCCGCACUUAAGUGCCUUAACAGCGGAGGGAGAGAUGGGACACGGAGACCUAAUGAGCCGGGCGGAGGAUGUAGCGGACCAGUUCCUGCGGGUCACCAAACACUACCUCCCCCACAUGGCCCGGCUCUGUCUGGUCAGCACCUUCCUGGAGGACGGGUUCAGGAUGUGGUUCCAGUGGGGGGAGCAGAGCGAGUACAUCGAAUCCACCUGGAACUGUGGACACUUCCUCGCCAACAUCUUCGUCCUGCUCAACUUGCUGGGGCAGCUGGGUGGCUGUGUGUUAAUCCUUAGUAGAAACUUUGUUCAGUAUGCCUGCUUCACUCUGUUUGGGAUCAUUGGCCUCCAGACGCUGGCCUACAGCAUCCUGUGGGACCCAAAGUUUCUCAUGAGGAACCUGGCGUUGGGGGGAGGCCUCCUCCUCCUCCUGGCAGAGUGUCGGGGGGAAGCUCGCAGUGUGUUUGCAGGAGUUCCUUCUCUUGGUCAUCAGAGCUCUCCGAAACACCUGCUGCAGCUGGGAGGAAGGGUCCUCCUUGUCCUCAUGUUCAUGACGCUGCUGCACUUUGACCUCAGCCUAUUCAGUAUCCUGCAGAACCUGGUGGGUACGGCACUCAUUGUGCUGGUGGCGGUGGGCUUUAAGACCAAGCUGGCCGCUCUGACUCUGGUGGUCUGGCUGCUCUGCAUCAACUUCACCUUCAACGCCUUCUGGAGCAUCCCGUCGUACAAACCCAUGCACGACUUCCUCAAGUACGACUUCUUCCAGACCACGUCGGUGAUCGGAGGCCUGCUGCUGGUGGUGGCCCUGGGGCCCGGGGGGGUCUCCAUGGACGAGAAGAAGAAAGAAUGGUGAGGAGGGGGGGAGCAGGAGGGGGGACCUGAAAAAACUGAUAAGAUACUUUUAUUUUGAAAAAUGGCCAGAAUUCUUACUGUAAAAACUAAAGUGUUAAAAUGUUCCCCUACAGCCAAUAAGAAAAAAACACCUCUAUAAUAUGAAUGUGAUCAGAUAUAAGGGAUUUUAAAAUCUUUACGUUUUGGACAAACAAGACAUUUAAAGUCAUCAUUUUGGACAGAAAAACAGUUUUAACUAUUAUAUGACAUUUUAUAGACCAAACAACUCCCCUGCACAGUUAGACAGAAGCACCUGUCUGUCUGCAGGUUAGCUGACCGUUAGGUUACCUCUCAUCAAAAGAAGUAUUACGGAUUAUGUGACAUCAGCUGAUAUAUCUCCAUCAUCAGCAUUAUUAACGAUUAUUCAUUAAUGAGCUCAUCCUGAAAGACUUUACACAGUGUUUUACAAUAGAUUGAAAUAGAUUGCUGUGUACUAAAAUAAUAAUCAGGGAAAUUGGAGAAAAAAAACCUUACCAUUUUUGUACUAUAAAAGUAACCUGCAGAUAUCUGUAUUAAACUGUGUGCCCGCUGGUCUAAAGUCAGUGCGGUGUUCAGUUUGUGUGAAAUGGUUCAUGCAUGAUUUAUACAUCGGACUUCAGAUCUGCUCAGAACUUCCUCCUCUCUAUGCUAUUUAUUUCCAUUUUCACACUCCUCUUCCUCCC